Messenger RNA from Paecilomyces variotii, 1302 nucleotides. RefSeq names its product ribosome biogenesis protein Nop53/GLTSCR2. Gene Ontology annotation, biological process: ribosomal large subunit assembly; rRNA processing. Gene Ontology annotation, cellular component: nucleolus. Bases 1 to 1302 code for a protein of 433 amino acids. The record is from RefSeq and is a predicted model, not a curated record. Gene Ontology annotation, molecular function: 5S rRNA binding. Lineage: Eukaryota; Fungi; Ascomycota; Eurotiomycetes; Eurotiales; Thermoascaceae. The transcript has 3 exons.
AUGUCGGCCGCAGUGGAGGCUCCUCACCAAUAUAAGCAGCCUUCAAGGAAAGGCAAGAAGGCGUGGCGGAAGAAUGUCGACGUCUCCGAGGUUCAAGAGGGUCUCCGGGCCUUGAGGGAAGAAGAAAUCAAAGGAGGUGUCGUUGCAGAGAAACCUUCAGAAGAGCUUUUCACCAUCGAUACUACCGGUUCAGAAGAAAUCCGGAAAGCAUACCUGAAGCACCACAAGACUCUGAAGUCCGAUGAGAUUAUCGCCCAGCGAUCUGCAAUUCCCGCCGUUGAUAGCAGGAAGCGAGCAAACUCGAAAGUAACCGAUGGAGUCAUUGAGCCAAAGACGAAGAGGCACAAGAGUGACUACGUCAGUCGCAAGGAAUGGCUGCGCUUGAAGCAGGUUGCGCGAGAAGGAAACCCCGAUGCGAAGAAAGAGGGAGAUGAGAUCUACGAUCCCUGGGCAGACACGGAAGAGACAACCGCUUAUGAGGACCCAAAAUUUGACUUCCUAGAGAAACCCAAGUCCAAGGUGGCCCCUCCUACGAUAAAGAAGGCACCAAUCUCUCUUACCGCCAACGGAAAGCCUGUUCCAGCGGUGAAGAAACCUGACGCAGGAGUAAGUUACAAUCCCUCUUUCGAAGACUGGGAUAGACUCCUGGCAGAGGAAGGCCAAAGGGCGGUAGAAGCAGAGAAGAAGCGCCUUGAGGAUGAGCAAAGAUGGCAGGAGAGACAGCGCAAAAGGGCGGAGGCUGAAGCUCAGGGUGACGAUGGUGAAGUGAAAUCCGAUGACGAAAGUGCAUGGGAAGGGUUUGAGAGCGAGUACGAGAAGCCUGAGUGGUUAAAUAAAAAGAGACCCGAGAGGAAGACCCAGUCUCAGAGGAACAAGAUUAAGAGGCGCAAGGAAGCUGAGAGGAAAGCCAAGUGGGAAGAGCAAAUGAAGAAGAGACAGCAACAAGCAGAACAAGUCAAGAGCAUCGCCAAGAAGGUCGAAGAGGAAGAAGAAGAACGCAGGAAACGCCAGGAACGGGGAGGUGACUCUUCAGAUGAAGGUGACGACACGAAAUUGCGUCGACGACCUCUUGGGAAGAAUCCUGUCCCCGAGAAGCCAGUAGAAGUUGUGCUGCCGGACGAGCUCCAGGAAUCGCUUCGUCUACUCAAGCCAGAGGGUAAUCUUCUGGAUGAUAGAUUCCGGAAUCUGAUUGUCAAUGGAAAGCUAGAGUCCCGAAAGCCGGUAACGCAGCCAAAGAAGGCCAAGAGGAAGACGACGGAGAAGUGGACAUACAAGGACUUCAAGGUUCCUGGGUUGGAGUAA